AUGACCACUCACGUCACGCUAGAGGAUGCCUUGUCCAAUGUGGACUUGCUGGAGGAGUUGCCUCUGCCAGACCAGCAGCCAUGCAUCGAACCGCCACCGUCCUCCAUCAUGUACCAGGCUAAUUUUGACACAAACUUUGAAGACAGAAAUGCCUUUGUGACCGGCAUUGCCAGGUACAUCGAGCAGGCGACGGUGCACUCCAGCAUGAAUGAAAUGCUGGAAGAAGGCCACGAGUACGCCGUGAUGCUUUACACGUGGAGGAGCUGCUCACGAGCCAUCCCCCAGGUGAAAUGUAACGAACAGCCAAACCGAGUGGAGAUUUAUGAGAAGACGGUGGAAGUCCUGGAGCCAGAAGUUACCAAGCUUAUGAAGUUCAUGUAUUUUCAGCGCAAGGCUAUCGAGCGGUUCUGCAGCGAAGUGAAGCGCCUGUGCCACGCUGAGCGGAGGAAGGACUUUGUCUCCGAGGCGUAUCUCCUCACGCUGGGCAAGUUCAUUAACAUGUUCGCUGUCCUGGAUGAGCUGAAGAACAUGAAGUGCAGCGUCAAAAAUGACCACUCUGCCUACAAAAGAGCUGCCCAGUUUCUGCGGAAGAUGGCAGACCCCCAGUCCAUCCAGGAGUCCCAGAACCUCUCCAUGUUCCUGGCAAACCACAACCGCAUCACACAGUGUCUGCACCAACAACUAGAGGUUAUCCCUGGCUAUGAGGAACUGCUGGCUGAUAUUGUCAAUAUCUGUGUGGACUACUAUGAAAACAAGAUGUAUCUCACUCCCAGUGAGAAACACAUGCUCUUAAAGGUGAUGGGAUUUGGCCUGUAUCUCAUGGAUGGGAAUGUCAGCAACAUUUACAAGUUGGACGCCAAGAAGAGAAUCAACCUUAGCAAAAUAGAUAAAUUCUUCAAGCAGCUGCAGGUGGUUCCUUUAUUCGGCGAUAUGCAGAUAGAACUGGCCAGAUACAUUAAGACCAGUGCUCACUAUGAGGAGAACAAAUCCAAGUGGACGUGCACUCAGAGCAGCAUAAGUCCCCAGUACAACAUCUGUGAGCAGAUGGUCCAGAUCCGAGACGACCACAUCCGCUUCAUCUCAGAGCUUGCUCGCUACAGCAACAGCGAGGUGGUCACUGGCUCAGGACUGGACAGCCAGAAAUCAGAUGAAGAGUACAGGGAGCUCUUUGAUCUCGCUUUACGGGGACUGCAGCUGCUGUCCAAGUGGAGUGCCCACGUCAUGGAAGUGUACUCUUGGAAGCUGGUUCAUCCCACAGAUAAGUUCUGUAACAAGGAUUGCCCAGGAACAGCAGAAGAGUAUGAGAGAGCCACCCGGUACAAUUACACCAGUGAAGAGAAGUUUGCCUUUGUGGAGGUAAUUGCCAUGAUCAAAGGUCUGCAAGUGCUGAUGGGCCGGAUGGAGAGUGUCUUUAACCAAGCCAUCCGCAACACUAUCUAUGCAGCCCUGCAGGACUUCGCCCAGGUGACCCUGCGAGAGCCACUCAGGCAGGCGGUCAGGAAGAAAAAGAACGUAUUGAUCAGUGUCCUUCAGGCAAUUCGGAAGACAAUCUGUGACUGGGAGGGAGGUCGAGAGCCUCCGAAUGAUCCUUGCCUGAGGGGUGAGAAGGAUCCUAAAGGUGGAUUUGAUAUUAAAGUCCCACGACGAGCCGUAGGACCUUCAAGUACGCAGCUUUACAUGGUGCGGACCAUGCUGGAGUCCCUCAUAGCAGACAAGAGUGGCUCAAAGAAGACUCUGAGGAGCAGCUUGGAUGGGCCAAUAGUCUUGGCCAUUGAGGAGUUCCACAAGCAGUCGUUCUUCUUCACCCACCUUCUCAACAUCAGUGAAGCGCUGCAGCAGUGCUGCGACCUGUCCCAGCUCUGGUUUCGGGAGUUCUUCCUGGAGCUGACCAUGGGCCGCCGCAUUCAGUUCCCCAUCGAAAUGUCCAUGCCCUGGAUCCUCACGGACCAUAUUCUGGAAACCAAAGAACCCUCCAUGAUGGAGUACGUACUGUACCCCUUGGACCUCUAUAAUGACAGCGCAUACUAUGCCUUGACCAAGUUCAAAAAGCAGUUCCUAUAUGAUGAAAUUGAAGCUGAAGUGAAUUUGUGCUUUGAUCAAUUUGUGUACAAGCUGGCAGAUCAGAUCUUUGCCUAUUAUAAAGCAAUGGCUGGCAGUGUUUUAUUGGACAAACGUUUCCGGGCUGAAUGUAAGAAUUACGGGGUGAUUAUUCCAUACCCACCAUCCAACCGCUACGAAACACUGCUCAAGCAGAGGCAUGUCCAGUUGCUGGGUAGAUCAAUUGACCUGAACAGGCUCAUUACCCAGCGUAUCUCGGCAGCGAUGUACAAAUCAUUAGACCAGGCCAUUAGCCGCUUUGAGAGUGAGGACCUGACAUCCAUAGUGGAGCUGGAGUGGCUCUUGGAAAUAAAUCGCCUGACUCACAGGUUGCUGUGCAAGCACAUGACUUUGGACAGCUUUGAUGCCAUGUUCCGGGAGGCCAACCACAACGUCUCCGCGCCCUAUGGGCGCAUCACCCUCCACGUCUUCUGGGAGCUCAACUUUGACUUUCUACCCAACUACUGCUACAAUGGAUCCACCAACAGGUUUGUGAGGACAGCAAUCCCGUUCACGCAGGAACCCCAGCGAGACAAGCCGGCCAACGUUCAACCAUAUUACCUCUACGGAUCCAAGCCUCUCAACAUUGCCUACAGUCACAUCUAUAGCUCCUACCGCAAUUUUGUGGGGCCACCUCAUUUCAAGACAAUCUGCAGGCUUCUUGGCUACCAAGGGAUCGCAGUGGUUAUGGAAGAGCUGUUGAAGAUCGUCAAGAGCCUGCUACAAGGCACCAUCCUGCAGUACGUAAAGACUCUGAUCGAAGUAAUGCCGAAGAUAUGCCGCUUGCCAAGACACGAAUAUGGCUCUCCAGGAAUCCUGGAGUUUUUCCACCAUCAGCUGAAGGACAUAAUUGAGUACGCAGAGCUGAAGACAGAUGUGUUCCAGAGCCUCAGAGAAGUGGGCAAUGCCAUUCUCUUCUGCCUCCUUAUCGAGCAGGCUUUGUCCCAGGAAGAAGUUUGUGAUUUGCUGCAUGCUGCUCCCUUCCAAAAUAUUUUGCCCAGGGUCUACAUCAAAGAAGGAGAACGCUUGGAGGUGCGCAUGAAGCGUCUCGAAGCCAAGUAUGCCCCACUUCACCUGGUUCCCUUAAUAGAGAGGCUGGGCACUCCGCAGCAAAUAGCCAUCGCACGGGAGGGUGACUUGCUGACCAAGGAGCGGUUAUGCUGUGGGCUGUCCAUGUUCGAGGUGAUCCUGACGCGAAUUAGGAGCUACCUGCAGGACCCGAUCUGGCGUGGGCCACCCCCAACAAACGGAGUCAUGCACGUGGACGAGUGCGUGGAGUUUCACCGGCUCUGGAGUGCCAUGCAGUUUGUGUACUGCAUCCCCGUGGGCACCAACGAGUUCACUGCAGAGCAGUGUUUUGGAGAUGGUCUGAACUGGGCAGGUUGCUCUAUCAUUGUUCUCCUUGGACAGCAACGGCGCUUUGACCUCUUUGACUUCUGCUACCACCUGCUGAAGGUGCAGAGGCAGGACGGGAAGGAUGAAAUCAUAAAAAAUGUGCCCUUGAAGAAGAUGGCCGACAGGAUCCGGAAAUAUCAGAUCCUGAACAACGAGAUUUUUGCCAUCCUGAACAAGUACAUGAAGUCGGUGGAAACAGACAGUUCCACGGUGGAGCAUGUGCGCUGCUUCCAGCCCCCAAUCCACCAGUCACUGGCCACCACCUGCUAG
Messenger RNA from Gavia stellata (red-throated loon), 3762 nucleotides. It is a transcript of the gene CYFIP2, whose product is annotated as cytoplasmic FMR1 interacting protein 2. Lineage: Eukaryota; Metazoa; Chordata; Aves; Gaviiformes; Gaviidae. Gene Ontology annotation, molecular function: small GTPase binding. The record is from RefSeq and is a predicted model, not a curated record. The transcript is spliced from 30 exons. Gene Ontology annotation, biological process: cell morphogenesis; apoptotic process; cell projection assembly. The coding region runs from base 1 to 3762 and encodes 1253 amino acids. Gene Ontology annotation, cellular component: neuron projection; synapse.